AAAUCUACAAAAAAUUUAUAAAAAAUGUCUGCUGCCAAAAAAGUGGCCGAAGCGGAGGAACUAGUUAGACAGGCAGAGAAAAGUCUAAAAACAUCGCUCUUGAAAUGGGUACCUGACUAUGACAGUGCAGCUGAUGAGUAUUCCAAAGCUGCUACUGCAUUCCGAAUAGCAAAAAAUUUUGAUAAAAGCAAGGUUUAUCAAUUGAAGGCCAUUGAGUGUUACAAAAACAACAAAUCUUGGUUCCAUGCCGCAAAAUGUUACGAGCAGAUUGUUUUGCUAUCAAAAGAUACAGACAAAUUAUUGGAGAUUGAAGAAUACGUGAACAAAGCUUGUAGCUUAUACCAACAACAUGGUUCGCCGGAAGCAGCCGCAUCCGCUUUGGAUAAAGCUGCCAAAUUAACUGAACAAAAGCAUCCUGAGAUGGCUCUACGAUUCUACCAGCAUGCUAUAGAAGUAAUAAUGAUUGACGACUCCAUCCGUCAGGCAACUGAAUAUUCAUCCAAAGUGUCACGAAUACUAGUCAAAUUAAGGAGAUACGAUGAAGCAGCAAAAGCAAUUCUGAAAGAGAUGGAUCUAUAUCAGCAAACGGAAUCCUAUGGCCAAAUCGGGCGCUUGGUUGUGGCUUUGGUGCUGGUUCAAUUAGCCCGUGGCGAUUCAGUGGAAGCAGAAAAGGCAUUCAAGGAAUGGGGAAGUUGUUGCGAGCCCGAAGAGGUGUCUACACUGCAAACACUUUUAAAUGCAUUUGAUGAAGAAGAUGCUGAAAUGGCGUCCAGAAUGUUGGCAACUCCAUUUAUCAGACAUAUGGAUGUGGAGUACGCGAUUUUAGCUAAAAAUAUUCCAUUACCAGAAGGUAUGCAGCUGGAGAAGAAAUCCGAAGAUAAUGCUGGCAUUGCAACCAACGAAGACGAGGACGAAGGAAUAUGCUAAUUUUGUUAAAGGUUUACAGCUUUCUUCCCUAGAAAAUCAUAAUUAUAGUUAAUCUGCAAGCUAAUACCCCCCUUAAAAUAAUUGUUAAAUAAAAUAUUCAUCACAA
Messenger RNA from Drosophila persimilis, 1033 nucleotides. RefSeq names its product gamma-soluble NSF attachment protein (gene gammaSnap1). The record is from RefSeq and is a predicted model, not a curated record. NCBI's taxonomy places the organism in Eukaryota, Metazoa, Arthropoda, Insecta, Diptera, Drosophilidae. Gene Ontology annotation, molecular function: soluble NSF attachment protein activity; syntaxin binding. The transcript is spliced from 7 exons. Gene Ontology annotation, biological process: intracellular protein transport. The coding region runs from base 25 to 927 and encodes 300 amino acids. Gene Ontology annotation, cellular component: SNARE complex; vacuolar membrane.